Rubroshorea leprosula is the source of this 1001-nucleotide messenger RNA. The record is from the annotation of a GenBank genome assembly. Lineage: Eukaryota; Viridiplantae; Streptophyta; Magnoliopsida; Malvales; Dipterocarpaceae.
UACUAGUACUAGUACUACUGGAUCAAGGCCUUAUCGAUUUUAUUUUUAUUUUCUGGUUUUAAUAGGUUAAAAAAUGUGGAAAUAAGAACUGCAGCAGGGAAGGCAAAGGUGAUUGGAACCAUUGCAUGUGUUGUUGGAUCCAUGUUGUUGUCUUUUUACCAUGGACACACCAUGGACAUAUUAGAAUCCAGCAUUCAUUGGGAAUAUGCCGAGAAAAUGACUAAUUCAAGUUCCAACAACGGGACAAACUUCCUCGGUCUGUUUCUAAUCAUGCUCAGCUGUGUUGCUUGGGCUGUUGGGUUCAUACUACAGGAACGACUAGGGAAAAAGUUUGAAGCGCCUUACACAACAACUGCAGUAAUGUGUUUCAUGGCGAGCAUUGAGUGCACUGUCAUUGGUUUCAUUUUUGAACAUAGAAUUUCUGCCUGGUCAUUGAGCUCCAGUAUCAGACUUUUUGCAGCUUUAUACGAGGGAAUCGUAUGUAACGGGCUGGCAUUUUGCCUAGUGACAUGGAGCAUAGAAAAGAAAGGACCUUUCUACGUCUCGAUGUUCAGUCCUCUGUCGUUGGUGAUCGUGGCAAUCCUAAGUUUUGCACUGCUACAUGAAAAAUUAUUCAUUGGAACUCUUGCAGGAUCUGUUCUGAUCGUUGCUGGACUUUACGCUGUCCUGUGGGGAAAAGAUAAAGAGAGUAAACUAUCGAAAUCCAAGGAUGAUGAAAUGGAAACAAAUCAAGGUGAUCAGAAGUAUGACUUGGAACUCCAGGCUGGGAAGAUUAAUGAUCAUCUUACUAAGAUUAAUGAUCAUCUUACUAAGAUCGCAGAAAAGCUCGAUCCUGUGUCGUCUUAAAGUAGAUAUUUUCAAAGCGUUUGUAGCAAGAAGGUUGACACUGUUUUUCCUUUUUGGGGGAGGUAGUUGAUGUUUAACUUAAUUUAUAUGUUUCUUUUUUUUUUUUUAUAUCUUAUGAUAGGUUAUACGAGAGAUAAUAACCUUAUCUUAUUUUU